AUGACUUACACCGUUUCUCCUCAUCUCGAAUACUUCACCAUCCCUCUCACAAAAUUUGCGGCUGCCCGACCUGAAUUUGGAGGGUUUGGUGUUGGCGCGUACAUUUUCUCCCAUGCCGAUCCCACUCCGCGUAUCCUUCUUCUCCAGCGCGCACUGACGGACUCUAUGCCUGGCUGUUGGGAGGGCCCUGGAGGCGCAUGCGAACUGGAAACCGACAAAACAUUACUUGAUUCUCUUGUGCGUGAAACGCUAGAAGAAACUGGGUUGCACGUGUCUCACAUUAUUGACCUCGUUGCGGUGGAUUGUUGGGAGCAUCAUCGGCAUAGUGGCGGCAAAAUCCGUAUUGCCAAGUAUUCGUUUGUUGUCGAGGUUCAAGAGGCGUUGCUAUGGUCAGCAGGAAAACAGCAAUCGGUGCCAACCCUCCAAAUACCUGUUCAACUUGAGCCAUUGGAGCACCAGAAAUUCGACUGGGCGAUAAAAGAAGACGUUCUGCUUUCCGUUCAGUCACCCAACGGUCGGUAUAUGUUCCCGUUGCACUUAAUUAGCCAUCAAGCUCCAAACAUCAUCCGUGCUUUUGAACUGGUUGAAGAACGACAAAGCAAGGAAUAA
Messenger RNA from Penicillium vulpinum, 609 nucleotides. Its product is annotated as NUDIX hydrolase. The coding region runs from base 1 to 609 and encodes 202 amino acids. The record is from RefSeq and is a predicted model, not a curated record. Lineage: Eukaryota; Fungi; Ascomycota; Eurotiomycetes; Eurotiales; Aspergillaceae. The transcript has a single exon.